UCUAGUUUUCCCAGAUUUCCCUGAGCAGCAGCAGCAGCAGGUUUUCUUCAGCCACUGCAGGAGUCAGGAUCUGGAGCAACUUUACUCACUUUGCCUGCUUAAAGAUUCAGGGCAUGGCUGACUGCUACGAAGAGGGCAGAGAGACAACAGAGAUCAGCAAACUGCUUUGCUCCGAUCAAAAAGAUGCUGUUCUCAGCCCAGAUCCUCUGACUCCCAGACCGGAUCACUGUGACCGCCUCCUAGACGCGAUAGAUCAACAACUUGAUCAGCUGCAGAUUAUGUCUCCAAAACCAAAAAGCAAUGCGGUUCCCACCUCAAAAAAUGGAAAAAACGAAAGUAUGCUGACAUUCUGGGACGUUUCUGUAAAUAACAAGGAAUGCAGAAGAAGUCUGGAUGUGAUCCUCAGGGGCAAAGAGGAAACUGAAGUUUGUCGGGAUCAGGUUGUCUGGAGGCUUCAGAGGCUUCUUGGAGAGACACUUCCUCUUUCAGAGAGGAUCUGCUCUGAGGAAUGUGGAAGAAGCUUCAAAGGGGAGACGACUGACCUGUCUCCAUUUAGAAAUAUGGAUCAAUUAGACAGGGAGAACAAGGCAGAGCGGACAGAAAUGUCUGACAGUGACACUCCUGAAAAUGAUCAAAACUGGCAAUGUCCAGAGAAAAGAAGGUUGGAAACAAGUGACAUGGUGAUGCCUCGUGGUUUGCAGUCAGAUAAAUCUGAUCCAGAAAGGGAAGACGGUGCGUUUCUUUCUGACAGCUGUGGGGAAAACAUGUCGCAUCGUAAUGAGAAGGCAGGAGCCAGAGAGAGAAACAAGACACCACAGAGGCCUGCAGACAGCAGCAGCGGAGCUGCAACAUGGAGCUUUGAUCUGGACGUCGGGCAGCAGGUCAGGUGGACAGGCAGGCGCAGCAGGAGGAAACAUAAAGGGCAAAAAAAACAUGCCGGAUGCAAAACUUUAAAUAAAGGGUGUUGCUCCUUCAUGGAGGAUGUUGGUGAUUUGAGUGACAUCUGUGUUGACCACGGUGAUGGUGAGUCAGCUGGAGAGGAAGAGAGAGAAACUCAGUUUACAGCAGCGAGGAGAUUCACUGAUGGACAUGAACAGAUGAAAAGUCUCUCUGCGUCCUCCAACAGUCAGCAGAACAACAGAAAAACCAACAGUGAAAAUAAAGACAGCAGUGAAGACAUUAAAAACCUCAUCAGGACGUCCUCUCCAGUGAGGACAUCGGAGAGGCAGCUGUUAGACUUUAUCGACAUGAAAGAGGAAGUCUUUGACCGGCGACGUCGAUGUGAGAACGAGGAGAAGAAACUCCGAUCAAAGCGGAUUCAGCUGAAAGAAGUUGAGCUUUGUCUCUCUGACCUCCGACAGAAAAAGAAGGAAACCGUUCGGCAGCUAGAACAACUGUCUGCAGAUACGACUUGGAUGCAGAAAGAGAAAAGAUCUUUGGAGUUUGUUCUGAGAAACAGCAGGUACCAGCUACAGCAGUUGCAGAGGCAGACAGAGUCGCAUAUGAAAACUGUGUUCUGUUGGAAGAAGCAGCUGGAGGAGCUUCAUGAGGAGCUGCACGGGGCCACAGAGGCAGGGAGCUCACUGCUGAACAGAUGUGCAUGUCAACAGAAACAGCUGGAGAAAAGGCAUCAGACUGAGGAGCCCCCUUACAUUCAAGUCAGCGAGCUCCAGCACCUACUGGGAGAAUGUAGGACCAAGGUGGGAACACUGGGCGAAAUGUUGGCGCAGAAGGAGCUGCAGCUGAUGGGUCUGCAGGAGGAACGAGACUCUCUGCACGCCGAGAGAGACGGUCUGAUGAGGGAGCUGCAGCUCUACAGAGAGCUGGAAGGAGCUCAGGAGCGGAGGCAGCUUCCGAUCAACGCGGCUCAGAGGAAGCAGCAGACUCCGGCUCGCCUCGCAGGCAGCUUUACCGAGCAGCUGACGGCUGAUCUGGAGAGGUGCGAGACAACGCUGAUGAGGUGCAGAAAUGCAUCAAAGAUGAAAGAAACAAGUCCUGACAGAAGCACUGUGUCUGGGGCAAAGGAAUCUCAGGAGGCUGUUUGCUCCCCCUUGCAUCAUGCAGUGGUCUGCGCUGCUGCACACGUCCCCCAGACGUCUCUUUGUUUCAGCUUCUUUGCUCCCUGCAGAGCACAGUGAAGCAGCACCAGGUAGAAAAUCAGGCUUUUCCAGACUCUCUUAGCUUUGAUGUAUCAGGAUCCUCUCUGAGAGGGGAAUUACCCAAAGGAGAUUUUUGAGGAUAUUUUACUGCUCAGUAUAAUCACAGGCUGUGCAGUGGCAUGCAAAUGUAUUUACACCCCUUGGAGUUUUUUGUGCUGUCUUACUUUGCAACCACAACUCUCCUGUGGGCGAAGGUGACUCAGUGGAUAAAGUAGCUGUCUUGGACUCCAUACGUUGAGGGUUUGAUUACAGCUUUCUCCUGCCACAUGAUGAGAUGCCCUUGGGCAAGGCACUAAAGCCCAAGAGCUGUACUGAUGUGAGUUGACUGGCUUUUAAGAGUCUGGUGUAAAGUGCUUGGAGCUGUACGUAUUCCAGAAAAGCCCUAAUAAAUUUGGCCCAUUCAUAUUUUAUAAUAGACAAAAACAAAUUAGAGUAAAAUUGAGAAGAGGAAAGAAAAGGAGACAUGCUGUGCCAUUUUUUUAUACUUUAUAAUUAAUUUUUUAUUUUUAAUGCGUAUUAAUAUUCGGUUUCCACUGAGUUAAUUCCUUGUAAAAGCAUUCUUUGUGGUAUAACUCCAAAACCACACCACUGAAAUUAUGCUGAAUGUAUUUUAAUGCCAGUCAGUGGCAGCCAUUAUUACUCGCUCACUGUGACAUCUGCAUGUGACGGAAGAAUAAAAGGCAGGUCACUGCGACAUAAGGCAGCAUUCAUCUGUGCUGAGAGAAAGGGAUCUUCCAUGGCCUGUCGAUACAUGAACUGUGAAUGAGUUGUGAGCUGUAAAUUAAAUCAUGCCACUUUUGUUAAAUAACCUGAUAAAACUGUCGUUUGUGACGAAA
Poeciliopsis prolifica (blackstripe livebearer) is the source of this 2995-nucleotide messenger RNA. RefSeq names its product trichohyalin-like. Lineage: Eukaryota; Metazoa; Chordata; Actinopteri; Cyprinodontiformes; Poeciliidae. Bases 114 to 2138 code for a protein of 674 amino acids. The transcript has 18 exons. The record is from RefSeq and is a predicted model, not a curated record.